AUGCAAAAUCAAUACUUUGUGAAAGGAUUAGGGUUUGGUCAAAAGUAAGACCCUUAAGAGACUAGAUCAUAUGGUCGUAUUAAAAAGAAUCCGUAUUCAUCGUAUUACAAUAGAAGUUAUAAUAUAGUAAGAAAAUCAAUUCAAAUUUAGAAUUCGCAUGAUAUUAGAAUGUGUCAAAAUAGAAUCAAAAAAAUGAUAGUUAUUCUCAACAAUGCAAUUAAGAAUUAAGCUGCAACUGUAUUCAAAUAUUUAAGGUAGUUUUGUCAUCUUCAAUUAGUAUUUAUGUACAAAAUAAAGAAGAAUAAGAAAUGAAAGCCUAACUUAAAAUUAUUCAAGAAGGUUUAUUAAAAUUUCAACAUGCGAUAUCAUUAUACAAUUAAAGAUUAAAAUACACAGAAUUCUUUCGUUUAGCAAGAAUAGAUGUAAUGUCACAUUUGAAAAAAUAAUUGAUAAAUCAGCAUUCUUUGUAAUAUCAACCACUUACACAUGAAAUAUUUAGAAAAUGGCUUAGUAAGACUUUUGAAUUGAAAUUAAAUAGGCUUUUAAAAUAAUAGCAAUAGAAUAUGAUAGGUUUUUAUAAAUUUACUUUGUGCAAAAUUCUAACAAAAUAAGAGUCAUUAAAAGUAUGGAGUUUUAAUAAAUUAAGAAUUACUCAAAGAAAAUCUAAAUUAAAUAGAUUAAUAAUUAACUUAGGUUUAUAGAAUUUAAGAUUAAAUCUAUUUAAUGCUGAGGAAGCAACAUACUAAUAUUUAAGAAAACCUCAUUAUUUAGAAUCAAUUAAAGCAUUUUAAAAAUUAAAGAAUUACAAAUAUUUUAAUUCAAAUCAACAUUACUUUAUAUUAAUUUUAUUUAAUGCAAUCAGUAACAACAUUAAAUUAAAUAAGAUAGCAAAUUAAAUGUAUUGAAAACUUUGUUCUUAUCAUCCAUUAAAAGAAUUGAUCAAGAUUUUGACUUUAAAGUACCAAAUCAAUAAAUACAAUAAUUCAAUAUAGAAUUAGCAAGAUAAUUAGUUCAUUGUAAAUUAGAACACUAAAAGAUAUAAUAAAGAUUUUUUUAAAAAUCAAAUUUACAUUCCUAUAUAGUAAUAUUUCAAUCAAUUAAAACAAUAAUCAAUAAAUAAAUGAUGCCAAUUUUUUAUUAGAUUGGAAGAUUGUAAAAAUAAAUUUAAGCACAAGAUAUAGAUGUUUAAGAUGGAAUUACAAAGAAUUUAGUAUAUUUUAUUCAUAAUUCAAGAGCAUUUUAGUUGGAAAAUAAAAUUUGAAAAUAAAAACCAAGAAUAUAAAAACAUAAAAGUUAGAUAUUCAUCUAAGAUUGGAAUAAAUUUUGAGAAGAAAUUAUAUGCAUGAAAGAAAAUCAUUAAUGAAAGCCAUUACAAAAUGGUAAAUUAAUAUUACUUUUCCUGUUUAAUUGUAUCAUGAUUAUGAAAUGAGAUUAAGAGUAUUGUAAAAUGAAAAGGUGAACUAUUAAAAUAAGAUUAGGUAGUAAUAAUGAUAGAUCUAGAAUAAUUGGAAAUUUUGAAUAAUGAAUUGAUGACUUCAAUUAAUUAAAAUACAGAUGAGUCAAAUCCUAAUACAUCUAAGAAGAAUGAUCAUAAAUAAAUUUAAAUUCAAAAAUUUGAUAUUCAAGAUAAUUUGACAUCUCAAAAAGAAAUUAAAAUAGCAUUUGAAUAUGUUGAUUAUCUAAAAGAAGAUGUAUAAUUAUUUUAAGAUUAAUAUAGAAUAUCAAUUUAAAAAAGCAAGUUUAGCUGAAUGAAUAACUCAUGAUAAAUGAAAUUUUAAAAUUAGAAUAAGAACUUUAAGUAAAAUAUAUUUUAAUAUAUAAAAGGAACUCAAAAAUUAAAUAACUAACUGA
Molecule: messenger RNA, 1851 nt
Organism: Paramecium sonneborni
Lineage: Eukaryota; Ciliophora; Oligohymenophorea; Peniculida; Parameciidae
Source: the annotation of a GenBank genome assembly